Ctenocephalides felis (cat flea) is the source of this 2868-nucleotide messenger RNA. It is a transcript of the gene Blimp-1, whose product is annotated as PR domain zinc finger protein 1. NCBI's taxonomy places the organism in Eukaryota, Metazoa, Arthropoda, Insecta, Siphonaptera, Pulicidae. The coding region runs from base 118 to 2868 and encodes 916 amino acids. The transcript is spliced from 8 exons. Gene Ontology annotation, molecular function: histone deacetylase binding; RNA polymerase II cis-regulatory region sequence-specific DNA binding; DNA-binding transcription repressor activity, RNA polymerase II-specific. Gene Ontology annotation, cellular component: nucleus; cytoplasm. Gene Ontology annotation, biological process: cell fate commitment; regulation of transcription by RNA polymerase II. The record is from RefSeq and is a predicted model, not a curated record.
GACAAUGAGUGUUUUGCCGAAUGAGUUAAUAAUUGUAAAUACACUGAAUACUCUAAAUACUGAAUGAUGAAGCAAUAAUACGACCGAAAUAAGACUGCAUUUAUUGGAUACUGAAAAAUGAGAGGUGCAAUGAUGGAAGCGCCGAGCCUGUCUAGAACGCCGUCACCGUCCCAGGAGUACGACGUGACGCGGAUGCGGGAAUCGGACUUCGAGCGGUUGGCGGUUUAUUUGGUACCCGACGUGCCGUGCGAGCGCGGCGUGACAGGCAGGGCGGAACGCACGCUGCCGCGCAGUCUGUCGCUCAGGCCGAGCGUCGUGCUGUCCACGCCUAAUAUACCGACUGAAGGAGUGUGGAGUACGGGCGUGAUACCCAGGGGUACGAGAUUUGGGCCAUUCGAAGGAGUACGAACACCUGACUCACCAAAUGACAAGAUAUCGUGGAGGUACUUCUGGAGGGUGCAAGAAGUCAUGCGGCAUCGUAGCUAUGGUAAUAUUAAGAUAUUUAAUGAUGCAGAUUAUUACUAUUUGGAUGGAUCUGAUACCUCGCAAGCGAAUUGGAUGCGUUACGUUGCUUCAGCUUAUAGUUUUUCUGUUAUGAAUUUGGUGGCAUGUCAACAUCAGGAGCAUAUUUAUUUUUACACAAUUCGUGAAAUUAUGCCUAAUGAAGAAUUAAUGGUUUGGUACUGCAGAGAUUUUGCGAAAAGGCUAGGAUACGACAUUGAUCCUGAAAGGGCAACGUAUUCAAUCUGCAAAGAAGAAACAAUUAAAAAGGCCUACGGCAUACCGCAAACACCAGUCCACCCUGAGAUAGCGUACAAUCAUAUGAAAUAUGUCAUGGGCCUGCAUUACCCACCUAAAGAAGUUAUCCGAAGAAGUCCAACGCCGCCGUAUCGUAACGCCGACCCACGGGUGAAGCGCGAAAUGUUAGCAGAGCAACAGCGACUUAGGCAAAGACAGCCAAGCCCACCAACUAUGCACAUACGAGAAACAUCACCGCACGCAGUAAAUAAUAAUCAAGAUACUCUAACCCAACAUGAAGCGAAUGCUGUACCACAACACCAGGAUAUGAGAUCGCCCAAGCAACUGUAUCACAAACCCGUCGGCGGCGUUUCUCCCAAAGACGACUCAACGAAUAAAGACUCUACGCAAUAUGAACAUCAGCUUACUCCUAAUGAUGGUUCCGUAAGGAGCGAUGAAGGCUACCACAGCAAUGGAUAUCAUGAUGACGCAUUCACGCCUCCAGAAGAUUCUAGUGAUAGUGAUAGUGAAAAUAAUUACGUGCUAGAUUGCUCUAAAAAAUCCCAACAGCCCGAAGAAACAGUACUACCGCAAAGAACAGAUAUGCAAGACGUAAAUAAUGAAUAUCGAAAAGUCAAAAUUAAAAUGCCUCUAAAGUAUCACUAUAAAAAUACAAAAGGACUAGAUAUUGAAUCGUCGGAAAAAGAAUUAGAAAUGGAUGGGAAAUCACCACAUACAAUAGUUUCUCCGCCAAGUAGUACAGUCAUUAUGGUGGAUAAUUCUCAAAACCAAACUGUCACUAAAAUGUACUAUGAGGCGGAGGCUCCGCACACGCCACCACCAGCGGCUUUCAUGCGCUACUCCCCUCAAGGUUCAAGUAUCCUAGAGACUAUACUGACUGCAAGUAGGUCUCACGGGACACCGCCUCCACCCAGUUCACCCACGGAAAUGGCAUAUUCGUAUAAGAAAUCGCAAAGGUAUGGAGCAGCAUGUAGUCCUGACUCAAGUUCUAGUUUACUGGGUCCACCUCCACCUCAUGCGGUAGUUACAAGAAGUUCUCCUCAACCGCCGGCAUUGGUUUAUGCCACGCCACCUCAAUUGGCCCCGUUGCACUAUGAAGGUCAACAUAGCCCGGGUUACCCAUACGGAUUAUAUUCACCUCCAAGUAGUAGUAGCAGUGGAAAUGUGAUUCAUCAGAAUACAAGCCCUGGUUAUUCACCACCACAUGGAUAUCAGUUGCUAACACCUCUGAAAGCUCCAGGAUCUCCACCAGACAGUAUGUGCAUGGAUCAAGGUGGUCCUCACAGUCCCAAUUCUCAGGGCUCAAGGGGUUACCGUAGCCUACCUUACCCAUUGAAAAAGAAAGAUGGCAAAAUGCACUAUGAGUGCAAUGUAUGCUGCAAAACUUUUGGUCAAUUAUCGAACCUUAAGGUGCAUCUGAGGACGCAUAGCGGAGAACGACCUUUUAAAUGUAACGUUUGUACGAAAUCCUUUACUCAAUUGGCUCACCUUCAGAAACACCACCUGGUACAUACCGGCGAAAAACCGCAUCAGUGUGAUAUUUGCAAAAAACGAUUCUCUUCCACGUCCAAUCUCAAAACCCAUCUGCGAUUGCAUAGCGGUCAGAAACCAUACGCAUGUGAUCUAUGCCCUCAGAAGUUCACGCAAUUUGUACACUUAAAACUGCACAAGCGAUUGCACACGAACGAUAGGCCUUACGUUUGCCAAGGUUGCGACAAGAAAUACAUAAGCGCUUCAGGUCUGCGCACGCAUUGGAAGACAACGAGCUGCAAACCGAAUAAUAUAGAAGAAGAACUGGCGCUCGCUGCCGCCGCUACUUCGGAGUAUCUAGGGGAGAUGCACGACGAUAGAGAUCAAAGGCUUGGUCACUUCGACGUUGGACGGGCAUACGUUCCAGUGCCAGUGGAAAGCGAUUCGCAUAUGGAUCAAAUAUCUCAACACAUUCAAUCCCACAUUCGUAACAUGGCACCUCCUCUAGAACUGCUUCGAGAAGUUCCGCCUUCAAACAAAUUAGAAUCAGUUCACCACUCGAACCCAUACGCCCAACAGGAGAACACCAGGCCGACAGUUAUUGAAUCUAAUCAACCCCUGAUCAUCGAGUGCACAUAA